Anolis carolinensis (green anole) is the source of this 5492-nucleotide messenger RNA. It is a transcript of the gene nom1, whose product is annotated as nucleolar protein with MIF4G domain 1. The record is from RefSeq and is a predicted model, not a curated record. Gene Ontology annotation, biological process: ribosomal small subunit biogenesis. NCBI's taxonomy places the organism in Eukaryota, Metazoa, Chordata, Lepidosauria, Squamata, Anolidae. The transcript is spliced from 11 exons. The coding region runs from base 51 to 2618 and encodes 855 amino acids. Gene Ontology annotation, cellular component: nucleolus. Gene Ontology annotation, molecular function: RNA binding; protein binding.
GCCCAUGCAGCGCUGUGUUUGAAGAGAAAGAGGCCUGCAAUAGUGACACGAUGAAGGCCUCUUUAUCCUCAGCGCUCGGGAAACGGAGCCGGGGACGGGGAAGGCAGGCCGGGAAGCAGCUCCACAAACUGGGACUGGCGGUGCGAGAGUUCGUGGAGGCCUCAGUCCCGGCGGGGAACGAAAGCAGCGGCUGUUUGGGCCUUUCCCAGCCGAGGCCUCGAGGAAAGCGCCGCGAGUUGAGGCGAGAGAAGCGCAAAUGGAAGCGCAGGCAACGGCGGCGGCUCCUGAACGGGGAGAAAAUGGAGGAGAAGGCGGUCAUCAAGGUGGAAAGGCCUCCUCCUUCGCUGCCGCCUUCUUCAGGUAAAAAGGAGAAGAAGGAGAAGAAGAAGCCGCGAAAGGAGCUUCUCCCCACCACGAAGGCCUCGCUUGAGGCGCGGAAGAAGGCCCUGCUGGCAGCCAACGAGGCGGAGGAGAGGGAGAUCCGCCGCCUGGAGAGGCAGCUAGGCCUCGGGAAGCGGAGGAAGAAGCGGCGGCAGAAGGGCCUGGAUGAGACCGAGGCGGCGGCCUUGCCUCGCAGCUUCGCCCUGGACGGCCUGGGCUACGUCUUGGGGGCCUUCGGGCCCGGGGACGCCUUCUCCGGCCUCUACGAGAGCAGCACCGAGGAGGAGGAAGAAGGAGGAGGAGGAGGAAGAGAGCAGGAAGACAGAGGAGGAAUGGCCGAAGAAGAGGGAGAAGAAAGUGAAGAGGAGGAGGAGGAGGAAGACGGUGGUGAUGCGGAGGAUUUGAGCAUGGAAGGAGAAGCUUCAGACAACGAUGAUGUGGAAGAGGAGGAGGAUUUGAGCAUGGAGGGAGAAGCUCCAGCCAGUGACGAUAAAGAAGAUUUGAGCAUGGAGGGAGAAGAAGGAGAAGCUUCAGAAGACUCCAGUGUGGAAGAAGGAGAAAAAAAGGAGAGUGAAGAUGAUGGAGGUGCCGUCAAUGGACUCCAAAGUUCAGGAAGCAGAACUUUGGAGUCAUCUCAAGAGAUCCUUACCCAGAGUGCCACAAAAUAUGUUCCCCCUCAGAUGCGAAGGUCUGAAGAGACAUUAAAUGCCAAGAAGAUGGAAGAAUUGGAAAGGCUGAAAAAAAGUAUGAAAGGUUUAAUUAACAGGUUGAGUGAACCAAACCUAGCCUCCAUAAGCGGACAGUUGGAGGAGCUAUACAUGACCAACAGCAGAAAAGAUAUGAAUGAAGUGCUAACAGAUAUUAUCACCAGUGCCUGUGUUACGGCAGCUGUCAUGCCAUCCAGACUGGUGAUGGAGCAUGUUCUUCUCAUUAGCAUCCUUCAUCGGACAGUGGGAAUCGAGGUCGGUGCUCACUUUUUGGAAACCGUGGUGAGGAAAUUUGAUGAAGUCUACAAAAGUGGGACUGAAGGAAAAGAAUGUGAGAACCUGCUUACCUUAAUAGCUCAUUUGUAUAACUUUCAUGUAGUGCAUUCGUUGCUGAUCUUUGACAUCUUAAAGAAGCUUGUUAGCACUUUUUCUGAAAAGGAUAUUGAACUAAUGCUGCUGCUACUGAAAAACGUGGGCUUUUCCCUGAGAAAGGAUGAUGCCCUGGCACUGAAAGAACUUAUCACGGAAGCCCAGAAAAAAGCCAACGCUAUAGGGAAGCAAUUCCAGGACCAGUCACGGGUUCGGUUUAUGUUGGAGAUUAUGCUGGCGCUCAAAAAUAAUGACAUGAGGAAAAUCCCUGGUUAUGAUCCUGAGCCUGUUGAGAAAUUACGAAAGCUGCAGAGAACUUUGAUUCACAGCAGUUCUGGAAAAGAAGCACAGCUUCGUGUGUCCCUGGAGUCCCUCCUCAGUGCCGAUCAGGUUGGUCGCUGGUGGAUUGUGGGAUCAUCCUGGAGUGGAGCCCCCAUGAUUGACAGCCCUAGUGACAAAGUUCAACAAGUACUUCCUAUAGGAAAGGUGAGUUCAAAGAUUCUGGAUCUUGCCCGUAAACAAAGAAUGAACACAGAUAUUAGGAGGAAUAUAUUUUGUAUCUUGAUGACAAGCGAAGACUUUCUGGAUGCCUUUGAAAAACUUUUGAAGCUUAGGCUCAAAGAUCAGCAGGAGAGAGAGAUUGUCCAUGUCCUCAUAGACUGUUGCCUCCAAGAGAAGACUUAUAAUCCCUUCUAUGCCUAUUUGUCUGCCAAGUUCUGUGAAUAUGAAAGGCGAUUCCAGAUGACUUUCCAGUUUAGUGUAUGGGACAAAAUCAGAGAUCUGGGAAAUCUAUCACCAACUACUUCUUCCAAUUUAGUCAAUCUCUUGGCUCACCUGUUGAAGACAAAGUCUCUCUCCCUUACUGUUUUCAAGGUAAUUGAAUUCAGUGAAUUAGACAAGCCCAAAGUCCACUUCUUGCGACAAGUAUUGUCUGUGCUGCUGCUAAAAACAGAUCCAGAAGAUCUUAACCACAUCUUUGGAAAAUUGACUGACAACCCCAAGCUAGGAAUGCUUCAGGAAGGUUUGAAGCUUUUCCUCACCCACUUCUUGCUGAAGAGUGUACAGUCUCAUAGAAGUGUUGAAGAAGCCACUGUACUGAGAGAGAGAAUUGAACUGGUAUCUAAAACUUUGAAAGCAAAAGAAUCAAGAGUAAAGUUAUAGUAUUAGAUGGUACAGAUUCACUGGAUGUGGACUUAAUUGAGAAAAAUGAACUAAAGUUUUAUAAUUAUUAAUGAACUGGGAACUUCAUGUUCUGAACAUGGAGCUGGAUUCGGUUUGGUAUUCAAACCCAUCUGUGUAUAUUUUAAAAAUAUGCUAAUGCACUGAUGGUAUGUAAUUAUGGUUAUUUUACCUUCUGUUGUCACAAGGCAGGGACACCAUUAAAAUCUGAAUAAGGUAAGCAAUGUAUUUUCAAAAGUAAAAUUUCAUUUAAUUUGUAGCCUGAUCCUAUUAUAUAUAAAGAUUUAUAUGUGAUCUUUCAAAAGAUAUAACUAUAUGAGCUAGACAGAUGGUUAUCAAUACAUUUCUGGUACUUAAGGGCACAGGGAAGGGAAAAGCCAUUAAUAUUGCUGUUACUUACCUGAGAGAACACCUCUGUAAGAAUUUAAUCAAAUCUACAAAAGUCGAAAGUGCAAAUGUGGACAUUUAGAAAACCUUGGCCAGGCCUGCAUGCAUAAACACUUGGUGAAAGAUGCUUAGUGUCAGCACGGAACUAUCAUGGAUUUUAGCUCUUAAAGAAAGCCGGACAAUGAGACAUUAAACCCCUAUUCUGGUUUUUGGAUUAGCAUUAACAAGAGAACACAAAGAGAUCUGUUUUGUAGCUUGGGAUAAAGUGUGACAUGGAUAAAUCACGUGCAUAUUCCCCCUUUGGCAGAGCUUUCGCGCUGCAGCACCUGAGAGUCCUGAGCUUCUGCAGGCCUCUGGUGGCAUUGUGUACUUUUUUCCAUAGUGCAACAUGAAGGGAGAGGAUGGGUUUGAGAUCUGCACUUCUCCCCUAAACACUAAUAUGUCCAUGUGGCUGCCCCACUUUACCUUUGGCAGCUGAACAUUGUUCUUCAGACAUCUGGAAUAGUUUGAAUGGUAUUGUUCACAAGAACCUGAUACAUUUAAGCUGUCAAAAGCUGGGGGUCCAAGCUGCACCCGGGACAUUUCUCUGGGGAUGAUAUGUGUGUAAAGUUUUAAUAUGUCAAACGCAAUCCCUUAAUAAUCCCAUACUGGAUUUUUUUUUAUGCCUUCGGUGCAAGCCCUUACUUGUGACAGAGAACUGAUGGUACUGCAAAUGUGUUUUCUGUCGAGAAAUAAACCUGAAGGUUGAAAGCAUUUCAGAGCUUUUGUUUGGAAAUAGCAAAAUAAAUUCCUUUUUACCCGAGGCUACAAAAUUCAGGGAACAGAGAUAUUUCCUCCUUUAGUUGGAUUAGGAAAGAAGUCAGCCAUUCGUAACUCCAGCACUAUUUUGGUGUGAUAGGCACGUUAAAAGUCAUGCCCGGGGAUUUGAGAUAUCCAAAGUCAAGUCCCUAAAGUACCAUUAAAUACACCUUAGACCUCUUACUUGGCCUUGGGCAGGAAAGUCAUGUAUACUCAUUAUGAGCUCAUUGAUUAAUGCAAAAAACAAAUGUCUAAAGCAGUGGUUCCCAAACUUUUGUCCUCAGAGUGUUUUGGACUUCAACUAGAAGCACCAGCCAACUACAUCAACUGUCAGAAAUUCUGGAAGCUGGAGUUCAGAAUAGUUGGAGGACCAAAGUUUGGGAACCACUGCUCUAAAGUCUGGCUAUGAUGGGGCAGCGAAAAAUAACAAUAUAGAAGUCGGGGCUGCUAGUAGACUAGAGGCCUGAUAACAGCCUAAGCUCCAGCUAUCCAGGUUUGACAGGGAGAGCCCUGUCUAUUUCUCUGCUUUCCAACUUUCUCAGCUGCUUUUUAAGUGUCCCUGUUCGUCACUCUUCCUUCUAGUUUUAUAAAUUGGAAGAGAUCUCAGGGCCACCCCCUCUAAUUGUAUUCUGCCAUACAGGAACACGAAGCACUCUCAACAGAUGGCCAUCCAGUCUCUUCUUAAAUACCUCCAGAGUAGGAGAAUCCACCACACUCCCAGAUAGUCUAAUCCACUGUCAAACAGCUCUUGCCAUCAGGAAGUUCUUCCUAAAGUUUAGGUGGAAUCUCUUUUCCUGCCAUUUGGAUCCAUUGCUCCAUUGUGUCCUUCUAUUGAUGUAGCCUAGAACUGCCUUGGAUUUUUUAGCUGCUGCAUCUCACUGUUGACUCUUGUUCAUUUUGUGAUUCCCAGGUCCCUUUCACAUGGAUUGUUUUCAAGCCAGGUGUCACCCAUCCAAUAUCUGUGCAUUCCCCCCCCCCUUCACCUGCAAACUUACAUACUUCUUAAUUGUCAUGUAUAAAUAAAUUCAACAUGUGAGGUUUACAGCCAGAAUUGAAUAGAAAAUUGGAAUUUUGACUAUUCAAUUACCAUCUUUUUAACAUUUGUAACUAGUAUGGCUAACAGAUCUCCAACUAUGUCUUAAUGUCUUAUGCAGCAGAAAGGCCUCCUUUGCUUACAUUGGUAAUCAUAAUGUCUAUUCAAGGAAGGGUUUUUUGAAUUAGCACUUUGCUGGAGAUGCAAUACUGCUAAUGCUUGUUUAAUGCAUAUAUUUCGGAGUUGUCCCAUUGUAGCUAUAUUUGGGGGGAAAUCACAUGAGUAAAUACGGUUUUGGAAUGUUCCUUGAUAUUCAAGGACAUGCGUGUCAUUUUGAGUUAUUUACCUGUUUCUCAGAAAUUAACAAAUGAUCAAAGGGAGUGCACUUUUCGGGUCCUUUUGACUGCCCAUGUUUGAUACUUUGUUACUAGAAAAAUAUUUUUCUCCACCUGUGAGCCAGUGGAUACAAUGCUUGCAAAUUGAUUUCUGGGCAUUUGAUCAACUUUUAUAGAAACUUAUGACUUACGGUUAUUUUGCUAUAUUUUGCAUUUUAAUUUUCUUUCUUUUUUCAUACUGGGACAUUAUUGUAAAUAAUUUACAGUUUGAAUGUAAAUAAAAAUUAAAAUUAGAUAAAAAUA